AUGGCAGCGCUCGGCCAGGCAAAACGUACGCUGCGCUGGCUGCAGAGUCGCCAAGUGGUGUCGAGGGUCCGCGCCUACUACGACCAGCACGAUGACGAUUGGCAUGAGCGGAUCAUGCUGGCCCACAUCAGUGAUCAUAGAUUCGUGGGGUUCACCGCGCACUGGGACAUGUAUGAUGGCGACAGGGCGGCGGCACUGCGGUUGCUGCCGCUGGGUCCUCGUGGCGGGAUGCCAGUCCCCGCGCCGGGAGGCCGGGUGCUGCGGGCGAGCAACGCUUGUCCCUCGGGAGAGCUGCAGCAGCGGUGCGACGAGGCCACGCAGAUGGUGGCGGAGAUCCGCGCUGCGGAGGGCCUCCCAGACCCGCCGGUGGAGCCAAGGCCCUCGGCCGACACGGCUGCCCCGGCGGGGGCGAUGGUGCCUGACGGCGCGGGCGGCGCAGAGGCAGCGGCAACCUCCUUGGGCCCCGCCGCGUCGGCAGCAGGAGCGCUGGCGGCGACGUGCCUGGCGCCCGCUGGGGCCGCUUGGCAUGGCGGAGCUAGCGGGCCCUUGCGUGCGGCGGUCCUCGCGCCGCCAGCUGCCCCCUCGCCAGACGCGACUUGGGUGGCGGCGGAGACGCGUGGCGGCCCGGCGCGCGGGGCGCCCAUCCCGCCCGCGCUGCUCACGGCAAAGGAUCGGCCGCUGGCCACGCUGUGGGAUCGCGGCGCGAUCGUGCUCGGGACGGGGGCUUCGCUCGCCGUGGCAGUUGCCCACGCGCCCGAAGCGGAGCCGCCGGCGCUUGCCAGCGGCAGCGGGGACCUCCAGACGUGCUUCCAUGGCGCGGUGGCCAAGAGGUCCACGGCGGUCUUCCCGGAUUGGAAGAUCAAGAGGUUUAAGUCGGCGGCCUGGUUGCUGGAGAAGAUCUCGGAGCCGGGGCACACGCCUCGGCGGAGGCACUCCAGGUGGAGGUCGGCCCAGGGGCUCACGGCUUCGGACGAUGGAGUGGACCGCCAACUUGCCAUCUCGGAUGUCCUCACGGAGCUCACGACCAACGACCAGCUCCAUGCAGGCGAGCGCGUGGUGGCGGAAAUCCUGUGCCGGUGGUGUCAGCUCUGGAAGGGCAUUUGCGCAUCUUGCCUCCGCGAGGCCGAGGUUGGCCAGGGCGCUGCCCCGUGGCUCGACGAGAGGGCGAUCUUCCUCGGCCAGGACAGGGGUCGGGGGUGGACGCUGGUCUGUCCUGCCCCUGAGAGCUGGGUGGCCGAGAAGCUCAGGGGGUAG
This is a messenger RNA of Prorocentrum cordatum, 1254 nucleotides long. The record is from the annotation of a GenBank genome assembly. NCBI's taxonomy places the organism in Eukaryota, Dinophyceae, Prorocentrales, Prorocentraceae.